UUUCACCAGUGGAAAGCCCAACACAGCUCCACCCGAGCUCACCAAGGCCCUGGAAUGGGAAGAGAAGUACAGUCUGGGACAGUGGCAGCGGGGAAAGCCUUUCCCACCCAUGUGCUAGUGGGCUUUGGGAUUCAGACAUUGACACCAACAGUCGUGACUGCAGCUCCCAGUUUUGCUUGUUUUGAUGAGCUGAUUAUGUUGAUAGCCUCAGACACUGAGCACGAGUAGAUGCAGGUGUUUGUCCUUUCUGUGAAAGCAGCACUGAGUGUCAGGGUCCCUGAAAGCAUCCCUGAAACCUGGCAAUAUGGGGGGGCUCUACCCUCAGCCUGACACCCCCAUGGGUUUUGGGAAAGUAAGAGUUACAGCUGCUGAGCCCAUGGCAGCCAUCCUCUGAAACAGGUGUGUCUGCUGAGCUGGGGAUCAACCCCGCUGAACAACAACAAAUAGGGUGUUGAUGCUAAAAAUCACAGAAUCACAGAUGCCCACGUUUCAAGGAUAAGAAAAGACACUGAGGUUUGCAGUGCCUGUAACCAGGACAUCAAUGACCUCUGGAGGUGUGAUGGCUGCUGGAUCCUAAAUAUCUGGGUGAGUAGAAGGCGACAUCCAUUUCUGUGGCUGGAUCUUGCCAGCUGCCUUCUGCCUAAAGCAUGUGAUUUCCUGGAAACUGAGAGAAAGCAACCCCCACUCUGCAGUACUGACACCACUUCCUGGCAGCGAAGUGAGAGGCACAACCUCUUCUCCCCCAGCUGGGGGUAGAGAGAGGAGCAGCUUUGUCACAGCCCAAACACCAUGGCUGUGCUUUCUGCUCCAGAUUUCCCAGCGCCAUCUGGCUCACCCAGCUUGCUUGAUGUCAGAGGAAAUUAAAGAUGCACAAAAAGUUCCCAGUAACUAUAAGUUAGCCUUGAGACCAUGACAGUGGGGUGCUGGAGCAAUGGAACCAUGAAGAGACCCUAGGAACAGAAUGCUAUAAAUCCUUAUGUCCUUGACAAGUGAUGGUUCAAACAGAUUCAAGCAGAAACUGCAACAGAGGUUUAACAAAAUUAAACAAUAACUUAGCAACAGGUGAUAGGAUGUAAAGAAAACCUCAAGUUACCUUAGAUAAUUAUAAUGUUAAAGAACACAUCCCCAGGGGAAUUUGUAUGUGGAAAUGAUAGGAUAAUGAACUGGACUGAGAUCAGCACAUGCACAUCAACAAUUUUGUUACACAAGCAUGAGUGACCAAUCUCCUGUUUCUGUAUGAUUCAUUUUUGGUUACCUUUUUGUAAAAAGGACUCUGUUUGUUUUCCAAAAGGUUGGAAAAGGCCUGGCCUGGCCUGGCACCCUAUUCUUCAGAUUUGUAAUCAUGUCUUGACUCAAUGUGUUGAUUUGCUCUUGCACACAAGGAUUCCUUUCUCUAGGGAUAACAUCCAGAGGAGCUUCACCCCCGUUAGAAAAUAUGUCUCUUCAUGCAAUAGAAAUUAUACUUGAGAAGAUUCACUUCCUUUGGCCUACUAAACAAAACAAACCACAGGAGAGGAAAAAGAAAUAAACCAAGCACUCAUCCUCUUGCUCUCAUGUGCAAGAGGAGGGGAGGUAUCAGCUAUGACUUCAUGAUUAAACAGCACAUUUUUCAUAGCUUUUCCAUUUCCAGACCAAAAUAAAUGGUUUUCUGGAGGUUUUUUUUUUUUUUUUCCAAUUGCUAGAGAUUGCUGAGAUGUAGCAUAAAUGUAUAUAGCCCUGUUAGAGAUGUCAAAACUUUAUGAGGGAUUAUAGUGUUCAUCCUACAAGGACUUGGCAAAUCAUGCAAGGGGGAAAUAGAAGGUAAUUUUCCAAAACAGUAAAAGUAACACCAGAGGAUGGAAGAACAGAAAAGCAUGUCACAGAGAGAGCAUGGUGACGUGCUUGAGGGAAGAUGUCAUUGAUUUGUCUGGUCAGGGAUUGUCCUGUGCUGCUGACACCUGGCUUGGUCACAGACAAAACUGUCACACUGGGCCCCAGAACUGGGCCCACCAAAUAGGAUUAGUGUCCUUCCAUGGAAAUGUGUUUAACAAAGGGCAGGGAACACUGAAAAGGGAGAGACAAGUUCAGGGCAGGUACAGUAUCCAACAGGAUGAUGACCAGUGGAAGACACCAUGCUGGAACAGUUGAGUAGGACACAAGGAACAGCAAGAGCAAGGGACUCCCACACACCAGCCCCAGCUCCUGCACCACCCAUGGUCUCACCAAAAGGUCUGGCUGUAACCUGCAGCAUGGGGUGGGCAAACAGGAUGGGGGGAAGUGAGGCAUCCAAGUGUUGGUUGGCUGGUUUGUUACUUGGCAAUAAAGUAAUUGGAUUGAAGUUUCUCAACUCAAAAUAGGUAUAUUUUGGCCCAUGACAGGAUGUCUGACUAUAUAUCAAGGGAUGGAGUGUGUUCAUACUGCAGUGUCCUGGAGGAGAAUGGGGGAGAGCAGAGGAGACGUCUGCCAGGGAAUCACAGAAUGUUUUGGAUUGGAGGGACUUUAAAGAUCAUCUAGUUCCAACCCCUCUGCCAUGGGCAGGGACACCUUCCACUAGACCAAGUAGCUCAAAGCCCCACCUAGCCUGGCCUUGAACUCUUCCAGGGACGGGGCACCCACAACUGCUUUGCAGCUUUCUCCCAGACUGCUCUUUGUUUGCUGUGGUAAAAAGGGAGAGGAGACAGAUUUCAGUGAGGUCAUUUGAGGCCUCCCUCAGCAGCAGUGGGACACAACUUCAACAAGACCAGUCAGCCUCUGUGAGUUUUCAUCCAUCACUUUUGUUCUGCCCUGGGGUAUCAGGCUGGUUUUUCUUGACAUGCUGCAUAUUUUCCCCUCACACCUGUUCCUUCUGUCCUCUAAACCAUCCCAGACAAUAUGAGGUUUUGUCUGCCCUCAGCAUCCAGCAGCAGUUUCCCAAGCCCCUUAGCCCCUUAUUUUGCGUGUGUGCCCUGGACUUAACCAGAACAUUCCUGCCAGAGGUUAAGCCCAGGCAUUGCAUGGAUAAUCCGUGAAAACUUUUUGCCUCCAGUUCCAAGUGACUGUGACUGUAGCAAGUCCAGAGAUGCUGUCUGCAGCUCCGCUCUGGCCCUUCUUCCACCCCUUAUCUCUCUCCCAGGCAGUCAGAGCCCCGAGACAGGACAGAGAUCCCAGCUGCAAGCCAAGAGGGUUAGGAAAGUGAAAUGCCUCUGCUCCUGGCCUGGCUGUGCUGCAUCCUUUACCUCCAGCGCUAAAAUGAGGUGGCUUUGCAGGGCACUAUGGCCAUGGAUGCUGUGCCACGCUGCCAUCACCAUCCCUGCAAUGCUGGCAUUUUGGGCUGGUGAAGCCUCCCACCCUCAUGGGACCAAGGCUGGGAGCAGCUGUGGGGUGAGCCCCUAUAAGAUCCGAGAGCUGUGGGGAAAGCAGAGACCGUGGCAUGAAGGCAGGACUGGAGAGAGUUGCUGGACUAGAAACAGGAUCUUUGACGGAAAGACCAAAGAGUGCCAGGGAGAGGGGAUGGCAGGGCACCACAGUGCCCUCAGCACAGCAGCACUCUUGGGAGAAAACCAGGAAAAUUAGUGCUCAGUCAAGGAUCACCUUCAGGAAAAGGAGCCAAGCACUGGCUUUGGCAGGGGUGAGAGGGGAAGAGAAUUAAUCUUUUUUUUUCCACACUGAAAACUGCCUUUUUUCCCUUCUCUCCUCAGACAGUGAGACCUUUGCUUUGGCACCUGACCUAUGACUACAGGGCUAGUCCUCCUCCUCAUGUGGUUGGUUUCUUUCCUGAUUAAAAGUGAUUAGGUAGCUCUAAAACCUGCAGAAAUGUUACUGAGGGUAACAGAGACAAAGAGACCCUUCAAGAUCUCUUAAAUCCCCAGGGUAGUAUUUAGAGAGCCCCGAGGAGAGAACUGGAGCAGAAGGACCCUGCAGGACCUCCCUGUCCUUCUCCCUCCUGCUGCACCCUCUGUUGCCAACAUUUCCUCCACCAUGUCACUUUCUGAAGCAGAGGUGCAAAGUGCUCGUGGUGCCUGGGAGAAGAUGUAUGUGGAUGCUGAGGACAAUGGGACAGCUGUGCUGGUCAGGAUGUUUACUGAGCACCCAGACACCAAGUCCUACUUCACACAUUUCAAAGGCAUGGACUCUGCCGAAGAGAUGAAACAGUCAGAUCAAGUCAGGGGCCAUGGCAAGAAGGUUUUCAGUGCCAUCAACGACAUGGUGCAACACCUGGACAACUCUGAGGCUUUUCUUGGGAUAGUGACCCCACUUGGCAAGAAACAUGCCACGCAGCUGAAGAUUGACCCCAAAAACUUUAGGAUUAUCUGUGACAUUAUCUUACAAUUGAUGGAGGAGAAAUUUGGCGGAGACUGCAAAGCUUCCUUUGAAAAGGUGACCAAUGAAAUCUGUACCCACCUGAACAAUAUCUACAAAGAGGAGGGUUGGUGAGGAUGUGCACCUCCAGGCUCUUCAAACAACUUGCCAGCACUGAUUUGCUGCUUUUGGGCCCCCAGCCACAGCUGGAAAAAUUAAAAUUUAAAAAUAAAAAAAAGCAAGAAAAAUGGCUUAUACAAUAUAGAAUAUCAAUGUCAAUAAUUUCCUUAGCAAACUGAGUUUCCACAGCUAAACAAAACCCGCAGAUACAUCAAAGUCAACCAACAAAUCUUGAUAUCCUUUGCAGUUUGUUUCAGGUGGGUUCCUCUGGCCACGGUCCUUGAAGACUGCAUUUUAAGAUGGUGACUUUAAGCUUUCUAUUCCUAAAAGAAAGACUUGCUCCUGCCAGCAGCACCAGCAGCUCUUUGGCUCACCUACCACCUCUCUAUCCUCAUGAAUGACAGGAAGGACACCAUUCUGAAGCAUCUCCAGAAUCUUGGUAGAGGUCAUUAUUUAAGAGGUCUGAGUUUUGUUUUGUAUUUGAACUUAAACAAGGGGGAAGUGGUGUACGGGAAUGACCAGCAUCUGGGUGAGACAUGAGGAAAGUCCCAUCUUACAUGAGCCAGGAGAUUCACCCAGCCUUGGUUUCUCAGAGCAGCUUUCAGCACAAGGGAUGACAACACUGAGUGUGGUCACCACUGGAUCCCUCUGGGCAGGGAUGAAUGUCUCCAGGUGUGGAUUUCACCAUGUUACUCCCAGGAAAUUACUUGGGCUGAGUUCCCACACGAAGCAAGAGUAGAGCUCACUGACUCUUGUGCACUCAGAAUGCACCCAGCUGAUGGAGACUGCUGCCUUGCUGUGUGGGCAGCACAGGAGCCUCAGCCUGGCACAGGACUCGUUCUGUCCAGUCACACAGCCUGAGCCUCCCUUCAGUGCUAACUGGGUCCUGAACCAUUCAAUUGCUUUUCUUUGUACUCCUUAGACUUGGUGAAAUAAUCAGCUAAUAACUGCAAAUAACCAUAUGCUGGUUUGCUUCAGGGUAAUGCAAUAAACACAGAGAAAGCA
This is a messenger RNA of Haemorhous mexicanus (house finch), 5382 nucleotides long. RefSeq names its product cytoglobin-1-like. The transcript has 3 exons. Gene Ontology annotation, molecular function: oxygen binding; heme binding; iron ion binding. Gene Ontology annotation, biological process: oxygen transport. Bases 3937 to 4392 code for a protein of 151 amino acids. The record is from RefSeq and is a predicted model, not a curated record. Lineage: Eukaryota; Metazoa; Chordata; Aves; Passeriformes; Fringillidae.